This is a messenger RNA of Mangifera indica (mango), 1046 nucleotides long. Its product is annotated as protein GDAP2 homolog. The transcript has 3 exons. Lineage: Eukaryota; Viridiplantae; Streptophyta; Magnoliopsida; Sapindales; Anacardiaceae. Bases 271 to 882 code for a protein of 203 amino acids. The record is from RefSeq and is a predicted model, not a curated record.
UAUAAAAUAAAAAAUUAUGAGGGACGGACGGUCGAGAUGAGGAUAAGGAAAUGUGACGAAAGCGUAAGAUCCGGCGAAAGGGAGAGAUCCAUGCCCGUUGUCUGAUUCAAAAACGGAAGAUGCUUUAGAAUAUCCUCCUUUUCUCUCUUUCAUCACAAUUACUUUUGUCGUUAUCUAUAUUAAUUCACCAUAAUCUCCAUCCUUCAUCCUGCUCCUCCUCCUUUCCGUUGCUUUCCGAUUACUUCUUUUCCAAAUUUAAAAAAUCCCAACAUGUCUACUGAUCACACUGUUUUCGACUCCGAACAUCUCAUAGAAAAGCUUCAGAUUUUCAGGAUUCAUGGCAAAGAUAAACAUGGCAACAAAAUCCUUCGUAUCAUCGGGAAAUUCUUGCCUGCUCGAAAUUUGAGUGCUCAAGUUCUGAAGAAGUAUUUGGAGGAAAGAGUUUAUCCCAGAUUGGCGAAGAAGCGUUUUGCGAUAUUGUAUAUACACACCGGAGUUCAAAGAAGCGAGAAUUUCGUGGGAAUUUCUGCUUUGCGAUCGAUUUACGAUGCUAUUCCCAGCAACGUUAAAGAAAAUCUUAAAGCGGUUUACUUUGUUCAUCCGGGUUUGCAGGCCCGCCUCUUUCUUGCCACCGUCGGCCGUCUUUUCUUCCAUGGAGGGCUGUAUGGGAAGCUGAGGUAUGUGAGCAGGCUUGAUUAUUUGUGGGAGCAUGUAAGGAGAAAUGAGAUUGAGAUUCCGGAGUUUGUGAUUGAUCAUGAUGAGGAUUUGGAGUUUCGUCCGAUGAUGGAUUAUGGAUUGGAGAGUGAUCAUCCGAGAGUCUAUGGUGCACCUUCUCUGGAUUCCCCUGCCGUGUCUAUGUACUCCAUGAGAUGUAUCUCUUAGAAGAUGCAGUAGGGCUGCUGGCUUCUGCCUUCUUUUUUAUCUUUUUUUCCUAAUUACAUUACAUUUGGAGGAAUAAGCCGGGCCCAAAAUUUUGUGUUUAUAGGGUUGGUUUGUUUUAUGUGAAUAUUUUGGAAAAUGAGAUGAGAAAUGCUGAAUCUUCCUUC